This is a messenger RNA of Limanda limanda (common dab), 3728 nucleotides long. RefSeq names its product prenylcysteine oxidase 1 (gene pcyox1). Gene Ontology annotation, molecular function: prenylcysteine oxidase activity. The transcript has 7 exons. The coding region runs from base 205 to 1740 and encodes 511 amino acids. NCBI's taxonomy places the organism in Eukaryota, Metazoa, Chordata, Actinopteri, Pleuronectiformes, Pleuronectidae. Gene Ontology annotation, biological process: prenylcysteine catabolic process; prenylated protein catabolic process. The record is from RefSeq and is a predicted model, not a curated record.
CCGGCAUGAAUCAAGUGUGAAACCAGUUCAGUGAGUUAUUUCUACUUCUGCUCUGUUCGUCCGGACUUUAACAAAAGAGAAGAAGAGUUUUUAUUGAGCUUUAAACUUGAACUCAACGGUCACGGUGAAGAGACGUGUGUGAAUUUCACUUCUGGAUCCACCACAGUCACUUUGAAAACAAUGUUCCUCGGUGCAGAGCUCUAGAUGUCCACUAUGAGUCUUCCCACCCUCACACUGACAGCUCUGUGCUUCCUGUGGCUCUGUCCCAGCAGCGGCAGGAGUUCAGCUUCAGCCCCAGAUCUGCAGGAGCAGCCCAAAAAGAUAGCUGUGGUCGGAGCAGGCAUCGGUGGCACGGCAGCAGCGUUUUACCUGCGGCAGGAGUUCGGAGCCGCGGUGAAGAUUGACGUGUUUGAAUCCGGCGUAGGCGGUGGGCCGCUGGCGACAGUGAGGAUCGGGGAUCACGAGUAUGAGAUGGGAGGUUUAAUGAUCCAUCCUUUAAACCUACACAUGAAGCACUUUGUGGAAAAAUUAGGUGUCCCUCCGAGGAAAGAGGUCUCGUCUAAAAUGGCGAUCUUUGACGGAAAGGAGCUGACGUUUGAAGAGAGCGACUGGUUCGUAAUUAAUUUCCUACGCAUGCUCUGGCGAUACGGCUUCAACAUGCUUCGGAUGCAGAUGUGGGUGGAGAGUAUUUUGGACAAAUUUAUGAGGAUCUACCAGUACCAGCAGUAUGGUUACUCAUUCUCCAGCGUGGAGAAACUCCUGCACGCCAUGGGCGGCGACAGUUUUCUCACCCUAAUGAAUCAGACGCUGGAGGAAACCAUGAGGAGUGAAGGAUUCUCACAGAUCUUCCUCAAUGAGGUCGUUGCACCCAUCACUCGUGUUAACUAUGGUCAAAGUGUCCGCAUCCACGGGUUUGCAGGGGCCUCGUCGUUAGCAGGAGCAGAUUCAGGUCAGUGGGCCGUGGAUGGAGGCAACAAGAAAGUUUGCUCAGGACUGUUGUACAACAGUAAGAGUGUUCUCAUCCCGGCCCGAGUGAUGUCCAUCUCAGUCAAAGUUCGACCUUCCAAGUCAGGCCCCACAGUCAGUUACUAUGAGGUCAGUUAUGUCGGGGAGUCGGGCUCCGCUCACUCUCUUUAUGACAUCGUGGUAAUAGCAACGCCGCUUCACCAGGGGGGGUCUGACAUCACCUUCUCAGGCUUCUCUCCUCCAAUCCCGUCUCACUACCCUGGGCGCUACCACCAGACGGUGUCCACUCUGGUCCACGGCCUGCUUAACAUGUCCUACCUCGGCACCACGGAGCCGCCCUCUGACUUCACUGUGUCUGACGUCCUCACCACCGACUCCAAGGGCUCGCUCAUCCACCGCCUGACCUCUCUCGACCCCGUGCACAUCCCUGAUGGCUACAAACGCCCCCCCGCCAGCCACGCCAAAGUCUGGAGGGUGUCAUCGCUGCAGCCGCUGACUCAGGAGCAUCUGCAGAACAUGUUCCUCUCAUGGGAUUCGGUGUCCGAGACCCGGAUGGCUUAUCCUGCGUACCGCCCACCGCAUCGGAGGACCCCCCCCUUCAUCCUGCACAACCGGCUGUACUACCUCAGCGCUGUGGAGUGGGCGGCGAGCACCAUGGAGAUGAGCGCCAUCUCCGCCAGGAACGUGGCCCUGCUGGCACACCACCGCUGGCAUAGCCAGGUCGACAAAAUCGACCAGGAGGACCUGCACACCCGACUUCGAGGGGAACUCUGAGAUGGGACCACUACUUGAGAUGAGAACAGAAAGCAAUAGAGUAGGGUAUGUAGAGAUGCUCAAGGGCAUGUCUGCUGCACUGUAAUCACUCCAGUCAGGGUGAACCCCAACGCUCCUUCAGGUGUCUGUGGUGCUCUGGCCUCCUUAAACUUAGAAUCUGGUUUGUUAAAACUUAAUUUCUAGAAAGUAAAGUACUGUUGCUGAGAUUUACAACAACAUCAGUCAAAAAAAACUGGCAAAAUUAGUUUUUUAUGUUAACAUUUGUUAAUUUUCAAGCAAAGACGCUCCAUAUUCAACGGUUUCAGCUGUAGACGGUUAAUAAAAUGGACAACGCGUCUCCACUCCCUCCCAUUGUCCGGAAAUGAAGCUAAAAUAUCCCUGAUAGGAGCACACUCGACCAAUCGGGAGUGAGUCUCAGCUCUCAGUCAAUUCGUCCUAUUUGAAUUAAAACAAGACUUACCAGAAACAUGAGCACUAGAACAAACAUCAGUAUGAUAAGAACUACCUUUUGGGAAUCAUGUUCCCAUCUUUAUGUUUGGUCUGUAGAAAGAGAACACUGUUGUUUACACUAAUUAGACUGUUUUUCUCUCUUUCUUUUGUGGACCAAUCAAUUGAUCAAGAAAAUAGUCUUCACAUGAAUCAAUAAUAUAUUAAUAGUUUUAUUAUAAUGAUAUAAUUGUCAGAUGACAUUGCUACAAGGCAACAAACCGGGAGGUGAUCAGAAAAGUUUUUAACAAUUGAUUCGCUUAUUUUGUGUAAAUCUAUAGGUGAAUUGAUAAUAAUCCUUAUUCCACAGGCAAACUGCUUCAUGCAGUAACUUCAAAUAGGAUGGUUUAAACCUGAACUGGUCUGUAACAUGACCACAUUGUUAAGAGUUCUAACAUUUCUUUUCCUAUUUGAAAUCAUUUUUAUUGAUGACUCUGCAUUCAAAGCAGUAAACUUAGUGCAAUGCUACUUUAACGACGUUGUAAUAAAUGGGAUAUGUUCUGUUAUAGCUCUUAUCAGCAGCCACAUCAUCACUGUCAGGGUUGAGACCUGAAGGCAUCACCAGCAACAACAGCACACGUCACAGUAAAAGGUGGAACUACGUUUGUACUGUGUUGAAAUGAGAAAUCACUGUGAACUACACGGCACUGCGUUCCUCAGUCUGUAUAUGAGUCUUGAACAAAUUUGUUGUUUGAUUUUUUAAAUACAUUUUGUAUGUCUUUUCCUUUUGUUAUAAACACGGCAAAGCUAAAAUCACACAAACCAACAACUGAUGCCCUUCAGCCAAAUUCAUGCACAGCCUUUUCUAAUAUGAUGCUGUCCCUUUAUUGAUGGAUUCAGAGGAUUUUCUGAGUCUGCAGCACACUACUGUAAAUGUUGUUAUAGUUCAGGCAGCUGUCAGCGAGAGAGGUUUACUACUAAGAUGUUUUCUCUGCAAAUAGGAUGAUGUUGAUGUAAAGUACUAACAAAUUCAUGUAUUUUCUUCAAUUCCUAAUCAUUGGAGACAGUCUAAUCGUACUGACCAAUUCAACUUCAUUGUGGUGCCUUAAAUUCAUCAAAGUAAUCGGCUUGUGUUUAUUUAAAAAGUGAAAAUUGCCGUCAGAGUUUAAAACUGAGGCUGAUGCCUUUCUGUAUUUUUGCUGUAACAAAUGGAAACGUGUUCUGUACCUGUGUCUAUGAUGUCACUUAAGGAAACUUUACCUAUGUGUUGUUUAGCUUCUUCGGGAAGGCCUCUACUGUUUGCUGAUUCUUUCUUAAGCACUUUUCAACGUGUAUUUUUCUAGAUGUUUUUUAAAGAAGUUCUUGGGUUGUGUUUAUGUGUCGUACUAUUGCAAGGUUAUUAAUCGUGCACUUUAUUUGAACCUGAAAUUGUCAAAGCCAUCUGCAAUUGCCAAAUAAAACCCAAAUUCUGCUGCACAAAUAAAAUUAUUCUUUCAAACAUUAAUUGAAACCUCCCUGAUCAUGCUGUAUGAUUUUAAAAGUGUUUACAAUCACAAUAAAGG